CGGCAUAUAAAGCCCGGGCGCUCCGGAGCUGUCAUCACUGCCGUGGCACCAUGAGCCACCUCGUGGACUGAGCGCCACCCCGGUCUGCGCCCAUGCCACCACGGCGCCCGGCUGCGUGACUGGCCCGCGGGAUGGUGUGAGCCCCGUGUGCGCAGGGGCUGCGUGCGCUCUCUCCCUCGGCCGCCUUGCUCGCUCUGCGUCUGGCAGGAGGCACGCCAGCCGCCUGGAUGAUCUGAUCCCUUUCCUGCCCUAAAUUACUCCUGCCCAGAUGCAGUGGAUAAUAUUCAUGUUCCUGUUAUUCAUCAACUCCAUGGAAAUGCUCACGCAGACCAGCUGGAGGAAGAGAGGUACGGCACGCCGGGGUUUGCUUUCUCGCCUAGGGCGAGCUUUGUGGGAGGGUUGCGGUGUUGCGGGGAGGGUGGCCCGUGGCCCUGAGAGAUCCUGGCCUGGGGACGGGUUGGCAGUGAGCACCGGCCUGUUUGAGAACUGCACGGGCUGCAUCCUGUGCUCGGAGGACAACGGCUGCAUGGCCUGCCAGCAGCGCCUCUUCCUGCUCAUCUGGAGGAAGGGCAUCCGCCAGUACGGCGCCUGCGUCCACACCUGCCCGCCCGGCUACUUCGGCGUGCGGGGCCAAGAGGUCAACAGAUGCACAAAGUGCACGUCACCCAGCUGCGAGAGCUGCUUCAGCAAGGACUUCUGCAUGAAGUGCAAGGAGAGGUUCUACCUGCACAAGGGCAAGUGCCUGAGCACAUGUCCACCGAGCACCACGGCCCAGCCCAGCACCCGGGAGUGCCAGGAGGCAUGCGAGCUGGGCCCCUGGAGCGAGUGGAGCACGUGCACCAACGAGGGCCGCACCUGCGGCUGCAAGUGGGGCCUGGAGACGCGGGCCCGCAGCAUGCUGGGGGGCCCCAAGGAGGAAGAGGAGGAGGCGGUGGUGGCGUGCCCGGGUUUGCUGGAGUCCCGCAAGUGCCGGAUGAGGAAGCACUGCCCUGGAGAGAAGAGCGAAGCCAGGAAGAGGGUGAAGAAGGCGAAGAAGCAGAAGAAGCAGAAGGAGAAGAAGGCAGACGUGCAGCUGGGCACCUAACGAGGGGGCACGCGUGUAGGAGGGGGCGCCCGGCUGGAGCCGCCCCCGCGGCCGGCUCUGCGCUAGCUCUCCCUGCUCCGUCCCUGCCAGAGACGCCCGCGCGCCCGUGCUGGACGGGGCAGGGCCUGCAAACUGUUUGCUCUGUAGAAAUUCACCUUGCAAUGCGGCUGCAGCAGUGACGUGGGGGCCCCGCUUCAGCUCCCCCAAGGUUGCUCCGCGCAGGGACCUC
Messenger RNA from Gavialis gangeticus (Gharial), 1313 nucleotides. RefSeq names its product R-spondin 4 (gene RSPO4). Bases 269 to 1084 code for a protein of 271 amino acids. The record is from RefSeq and is a predicted model, not a curated record. The transcript is spliced from 5 exons. NCBI's taxonomy places the organism in Eukaryota, Metazoa, Chordata, Crocodylia, Gavialidae.